Ctenopharyngodon idella (grass carp) is the source of this 3518-nucleotide messenger RNA. It is a transcript of the gene fam217ba, whose product is annotated as family with sequence similarity 217 member Ba. The transcript is spliced from 4 exons. The record is from RefSeq and is a predicted model, not a curated record. NCBI's taxonomy places the organism in Eukaryota, Metazoa, Chordata, Actinopteri, Cypriniformes, Xenocyprididae. Bases 562 to 2196 code for a protein of 544 amino acids.
AACAGUGAUCCUUGCGAACUUACACAACCAUAAUAGCAGCCUCUUGAUACAUACACCUACGCAUAUUUUGGUUUUUGCAGUAUUUUAUGAGUAACCGUUACGAGCAGCGGUGAAAUUAACAUGCUUCUCGCAUUUCAGUUAUAAACUUCAAUUCCCAUCAUGCCAGUCGGAGGAGGAUCACGACGACAGCGAUGCUUGAACAUACAAAGCAGCAGCAGGUAAACAAGUCUGAUCGAGCUGCUGUUGUGAUGCACAGUAACGGCGAUUUCAAAGCGUUUCGCUCAUUGGAAGAUGAUAGGGAUUUCAUAAUCAAUAUGAAAAGGUGAUUAUUGCCCUUUUUGAACGUUAUCGUUAAAAAAUAGUUUGUUCGACCCUGUUUAAUGGAUUGCUCUAAUUCUUGGCAAACUGGAAAAUAUCUAAACUGUGACGCUGUUGUUUCGCAACAUAUCUGCAAUGGUGCUCUUCAGUCGCACAGUGCGUGUACGCGCUCACAAAUGGGACAUUUUGAGGCACAGCUGAGAGCUUUGAAACUGCGCCUGUACACUUCAUAGUGUUAAUGCGAUGGGACCCAUCCUGCAGGAACGAACUGCGUCUGCGACACUGAAGAAGGUGCCAGACAAGGAGAAGGUUAGAAUGAAAAAUGCAGAAAACACUGGGAUUGUUACCAGCAAUAAUAAGAGAGGAGCACACGUGAACCAGAAUAAGAAACCUCUCAAAAAAACAGUGUCCUUGCAUCCAGGCCAAGAGAAGGAUCCUCUGCCUAAAGCUGAAACUGUCCAAAAUGGCAUUAAACCAAAGAAAGCUAAGAGUCCGACUUGUGGGACUUGCAAGUUGCGUGGCACACAGGGAGAAUCAGACCUGAGGCCUCCACAUCCCAAACUCUCAUGUCCCGAGCGUGGACAGGAAAGGCAGAAAAUUCAGCUGGAGUCUCAGUGCUGUAGAGAGAUGGUACAGAGCCACGUGGCCUUGGAGAAGAGCCGUCGUGCUCUCUCGCUGCCCUUGGCUCCUCAGCCAGUGCUGCAGCAGCUCACCCUGCAGAAGCAAGUCCCUGAUCUGGAGUCACUCCGCCUUUUGGAGCACAAGGAGGACGACACGGACAGCGCCAGUGACCUGUCUGACUCCGAGAGGCUCCCUGUGCUGCCUUCUCCCUGCACUCCUCCUCAGCUUAACCUCAGAGCAGAGGUGUUCAACACCAUGGACCUGCAUCCCCACAUACCUGGACCCAGGACAGUGGAGAAUGAUGACAUCAGCUACAAUUACCCAGACUUCCUGCCACCUCCAUUCAAUACCUGGAGCCUGAGGCAGCUUGCCAUUUUCCUCAACACGGAGGGUAAGAGGGCCCCCCGGCCAAAACCUGUAGGGAUGCUAGAGAAGUAUCUGGAGCGCCUCCUCCAACUGGAGUGGCACCAGAUUCAAACCAUUCAGGCUGAGAGUGGGCAGCACAUCGUGCCCAUCAUCCGAACAAGAGGUAAUGCCACCAGUGUCCUAGCAAACAGCAACCGGACCAGGCCUCACACUGCUCCUCCAACACGCCUCAGCUCCCCAAAAAGCUUUCGGCAGGGUCAGCGGGGCUUCUUCUCUUCUAUGGGCAGCCCAUCAUCCACCCAGCUUUCUCGCCCAGUUUGCCCUCACUGCCAUAUCCGUUACCCACUCUGCAACGGCACUUGCUCUUCAUAUGCCUACCAGCGCCAUUCCCGUCUCAGCCCCCUUUUAGAGCGCAAACCCCCUCCAGCCAACACCCAAAAGAGAAGCAGCAGCGAAAGCCGGGCCUCCACCUCCGAAAACCGCACCACAUCGAAAAACCAGCACCUGGUCAGUCCUCAAGCAGCAAAGGCUCAGCAGAACCACAUGCAGGCCAUGGGCAACGUGCGCAGGGCAUCUCAUGAACUUAACCCGAAUGUCAAAUCCCAUUCUUCGGUCAGAAAAGGUAAGACUGGAAGGUCAAAUGAGGCAGAGAGACAGAAAGAUCCACCUGGAGCGAAACGUGAAGGGGUUGAUAGGCGAGUUCCUGCCGCUAUAAAGCGCGAAGGUGGUGGUCCAGGGAAAAAAAUGGUUAAGGAUUGUCCAAGAGCCGAAACAGGUGAAGUACGAUUAAGAUCUGGCACUAAAAGAAUGGUCGCCGACAGCUGCGAUGUGAAAGUGACAACGGCUACCAAGACUACUGGCAAGGUGAAAAAUGCUCAGUACGCCAAGUAGUUAGUGCUCCUUUCAUGCCUAUUUUCAGUUGCCUCAAAACAUUUCCAUUUUGCGUACUGUAAAGAAGAGCUAAUUAAAUGAUUCUAAUAUCACUGCAGUUAAGUGUAGUUAUAUGUAAAAAGGAUAAAGGUGCGGUCAGAUUAGCAAAAUUUUGGCAAAGUUUGGUGAGAAAAAGGACCAUUGUCUAUUGGCAAUAGUGUAGCGAUGUAUGAAGCGAAGUCAAACCAAGGAGCUUUCUGUUGGUCAACAGCAACUUGAACCUGUUUACCUUCAGACGAAAUUCCCAAUUGAUGGAUUUCUAUUGAAAUGUUUGAAUUUUGCCAAAUUUGCUGAACAACGGUAAAUGUGACCGUACCUUAAUAAUUGUAUCCUUCUCUUUAGAAAUCAUGCCUUUUCAUCAUUUUAGUAGAUUUCAAAGUGCAUUUCUUCAAUAAGAUAUAUUUAUUUUAUCUGCUUAAGUACUUAAAAGCAGGUUAUCUUUACUUACUGUACGCACAAAUCCUCUAUAAAAUAAAAUAAACUUACUUCAAUCUAGUGUGCAUGUACAUAUCUCUUAUUUGAGGGAGGUAUGGCAGAGAAUGUCAGUGUGUGGUGUUUUGUCUAGUAAGCACUAUUGGUCAAAGAAUGUAUAUUUUUGAGAUGAACAAUGAAUGUUUUGUAAUGACUGUAUUUUUGUAAAGUGCUAUUUACAAGGACUUCUUUUUUUGUUAUUUAUUAAAUAAUUUAUCUGUUUAUUACAAUGGUUUGACAUUUAUUAAGUUAAAUAAGAAUGUUUUGUGUAAUGCAUUGCAUUAUCUUUGAAUGUUUUGGAAGACAUUACUUAGCUUCUCAGUAAGUUAAAUGUAGUUGAAUUGUGAUGUUAGGAUUGCCGAUGGUGGUUUUGUGGUGCGGUUUGUGUUGAUGAGGAUGGAACGAUUAAUAUGGUCAACAAGGUUAUCUAUGUUGAGAACUUUUCAGGUGAUUACAUUGAACUUCAUGUCUCUAAAUAUAGCAUGUUUUGUUUAUUUUUUUAAGGAACAAUGAUGGUAGUAGUUUUGGAGUUUUAUAUGUGUAAUGCAUAUGACCUUGAAAGUUGGUACAGGUUGAGGCCAUACAGUACGUGGUACCACAUUUCUAUACUUGGUGUAUUAUAUGUAGCACCAUUUCAUUUUGGAUGUUAUGUAAUGUGAAGUUCUCUUAUCAGGCAAAAAAACACAUGCAAAAAUCUACUUUUGUCCUAUCAUUGUCAGAUUGUGCUUUUAUUUUGCUGGGACUUUUUGGUAGAGUUGAAUGCAGCUAUUUUUAUGAGAUACAAAAUAAACAGUUUUCAUUACAUCAUCAGA